UUUCUUUUUCAAUAUUCAGGUUUUUGCCUCGGCUCCUGCUUGCAGUUCCCUCUACGAAAGUACUACUAUGUUAACCAGUUAGUGACCUGGCCUAAAGCUCAGCAGUUCUGCAGGGAGCAUUACACCGACCUGGCCACGUUUGAGAGCUUGGACGACAUAAAGAGGCUGCAACCUAAUAUUUCCUAUUCCUGGGCAUGGAUCGGACUCUGGGAUGAUCCGAAUGCCUGGCAAACUGCAAUGGGCAACAAGUCCAACUCCUGGAGAUGGUCUGCAACCGGAGAAACCAGUAAAACUGGUUACCGGUCGUGGGGCACUGGUGAUCCAAACUUCAAAAAUUCAGGGGAGAUGUGCGUGUCAAUGCCUAAUGCUGGGUACUGGUAUGAUGCUAACUGUGAGGUGAAACGCGAAUUUAUUUGUUACAAAGUUACAGAGCUCAAUGUGAAACAACAUGUGUUCAUCGCAACUCCAGCAACAUGGAGUGAGGCUCAGAGUUACUGCAGAACGCAUCACACCGACUUGGCAAUGAUUGAGAACGAGGCAGAAAACUCUGCAGUCAAACAGUUAAUUCCAGUUGGAGUCAAUGUUUGGAUCGGGCUGUACCGAGUGCCGUGGAGCUGGUCUGACAAGAGACCCAGCCUCUUCCGACGAUGGGUCUCUCCCGAACCAGACAACUACGGGGGUAUUCAGAACUGUGUCUGCGAGAAUACAGCACAUAUGUGGGGUGAUGAAAAGUGUAGUGCCACCAAAGUCUUCAUUUGUGAACAAGUGGUAAAAACGAGCCCCACUGUGAAAAUGACGAUGACAAGCGACGUGGAUCUGACCGAUCCAGCCGUCAACGCCCAGGUCCUCCAGCAGAAGAUGGCGGCGCUCUGUAUGGCUGCGGCUGCAUGGGCUCUCGACAACGUGCGAGUAUUUGAGCAAAAUACGCCGCCAAAAACGCUACAAACUUUGCAUCCACUCAGUAAGUUAGCAUAUGAUCGCCAGCGUCUGCUGGAAUUACGAUCAUCAAGUGAUUUUGGACUCAUAAACACGACUACUCUGGAGUGUUUACGUGACCUCGGAGUGCUACGGAGGCAAGACCCAGCGGCGCACAGCGCAGCGGACUCGCCUAGCAGCACUAGUCGGAGGAGGAGCAAGCGAAGGCGGUGCGACCGGCAGUGGAAGCGCGGCUGUCGAAGUUUUUGCCUCGGCUCCUGCUUGCAGUUCCCUCUACGAAAGUACUACUAUGUUAACCAGUCAGUGACCUGGCCUGAUGCUCAGCAGUUCUGCAGGGAGCAUUACACCGACCUGGCCACGUUGGAGAGCUUGGACGACAUAAAGAGGCUGCAACCUACUAUUUCCUAUUCCUUUGCAUGGAUCGGACUCUGGGAUGAUCCGAAUGCCUGGCAAACUGUAAUGGGCAACGAGUCCAACUCCUGGAGAUGGUAUGCAACCAGAGAAACCAGUAAAACUGGUUACCAGUCGUGGGCCACUGUAGAGCCAAACUUUAUAGAAGGAAAGGAGACGUGUGUGACGAUCUAUGCUGGAAAGUGGUAUGAUAAAUCCUGUAACAUGGAGAACAGCUUUGCUUGUUACACUGGUGAGAAUAUAAAUAUUUUAAAUUUUAUUGGAAGACUUUCACCACUACCAUCCUGUUUGUCUUAAUAAUAUAAAAAGUAUUUGUUCAAGUUGAAUUCAUUGUGCUUAUUAGACAUGAAAGGGAAUGUAUUAUGCAAACAUUUUGGGUCACAGCUGGUUCAAUAAAAAGCCCAAGUGCUUAAAGAAACAGCCAUGGUUUUUGGUGUCUGGAAAAUGAGCCUUUUCAAAAACUUCCAGGCUGUAGUGCAAAACCACAAAAUCUUACCAAGUAGUUUUGGUCGAGUUUCUUGUGCAUCGAUCUUACUACACUUGAAGUGAAAUAAUCUGCCAGUGUAACUAAUACUUUUUCACCAAUAUUUAGAAAUUCAACAAACUCAACAAACAAGAUGAUGUCAGUGAUGCUGCAUAUU
This is a messenger RNA of Xiphophorus couchianus (Monterrey platyfish), 1988 nucleotides long. RefSeq lists its product as uncharacterized. The annotation marks the transcript as partial. The transcript has 5 exons. Lineage: Eukaryota; Metazoa; Chordata; Actinopteri; Cyprinodontiformes; Poeciliidae. The record is from RefSeq and is a predicted model, not a curated record.